This is a messenger RNA of Nyctereutes procyonoides (raccoon dog), 3553 nucleotides long. RefSeq names its product transmembrane protein 177 (gene TMEM177). The record is from RefSeq and is a predicted model, not a curated record. Bases 488 to 1423 code for a protein of 311 amino acids. The transcript has 3 exons. Lineage: Eukaryota; Metazoa; Chordata; Mammalia; Carnivora; Canidae.
GCCUGGUGGGCGGCGGAGUUCGCGGGGCCGCCGGGCCCCCACCCCAGCAUCGCCUCCGGCCGCCGGCUCGAACUGCGGGGCGCAGCCUGGGGGCCCGGGAGGGGCGCCGUAGCCCCUGGUCGCCCAGCCUGGAGCGCGGCCUCGGCGCUGGGGGCCUUGGGACUCUGUCCAGGACCCUUGCGGUCCUCGCCUGUCUCUCGGGAAGGUAGCCCCAAGCGACGUGUCCUUCCGGGAGCUCUUGUUAAAACGCCAGGGGUGCCCCGCGUUCUUGUUCGCGGCAACUUACUUGCUAAUGAGACGCGUGUCGCAGGCAGGAAGACCGUAGGCUUCAGCCAGAGUAAAAUAGUUGUGAAUUCUUGCUGCAGUAUUUACGGAUGAAGGGAGAGGACGCCUGGGAUGUGUUUCCAAAUAAACCAGUUGGAAGAGGAAUGUGGGUGGGAGAAGAGGAAACAAGAUUGGCCACGGGUUCACAUCGGUGGCCACACUCAUGGCAGGUCCCCUGUGGCGGGCCGCAGCAUUCGUACAGAGACACAGAGCAGGCCUGUUGGUGGGUUCCUGUGCCGGCCUGUUCGGGGCCCAGAUCUCAUACCACCUCUUCCCAGAUCCUGUGAUCCGGUGGCUGUACCAGUACUGGCCUCAGGGCCAGCCAGCUCCGCUCUCCCCAGAGCUGCAGAGCCUCUUCCAAGAGGUACUCCAGGACGUGGGUGUCCCCUCGGGCCAUAGCUAUGAGGCUUUCACCUCAUUCACCUUCCAGCCUGUGAGUGCUGGCUUCCCGCGACUCCCUGCUGGGGCGACAGUGGGCAUCCCAGCCACCUUCCUGGGUGGCACGUUGAUCGACAAUGAUCACCCAGUAGUUGUACACGGGCAAAGAGUCAAUUGGCAGAGCCCAGCAGGCACCCGGCUGAGAGAUGCCCUGACCCUGUCCCGCGACGCCCAGAAGUUUGCCUUGGCCAAGGAAGUGGUAUACCUGGAGAGCAGUACAGCCGCCCUACAGGCCCUGUUGGCCCCAGCUUGCCUGGCAGGAACCUGGGCGCUGGGCGUGGGUGCCAAGCAUGCACUGGGGCUCUAUGGAGGCCCCAUGAAUUUACGGGCUGCCUUCAACCUGGCAGCAGCAGUGGCGGGCUUUGUGGCCUAUGCCUUCUCCACGGACUCUCUCACUCAUGCGCUGGAAGCCUGGCUCGACCGCCGCACAGCUGCGCUGUCUGCAGCCUAUGCCCAGGGUGGAGUGGAGUUCUAUGAGAAGAUUUUGUCGGGCAACAUAGCCCUGCGCAGUCUCUUGGGCAAGCAUGGAGAGCAGCUGUAUACGCCCAGUGGGAACAUCGUUCCCAGACACUGGUUUCGCAUCAAACAUUUACCCUACACAACCCGCCGGGAUUCUGUGCUGCAGAUGUGGAGGGCAACACUCAACCCAGGCCACUCCUGAGGGACUCAUCACAAGGACAGAUGCAGCUCAUGCAAGCACCACCCUGAUGUUGACUGUAGGGGCUCUCGGUGCCUCUGGACCCAUGGCCACAUGUCAGUGAAUCAUAGACUUUGGAAUUAAACAGCCUAGAUUUUACCCCAGCCCAUCGUCCCAGUGACCUUGAGCAAGUCCCUUUUGAAGCUGAGCCUUGGUUUCCUCAGGUGAAAAAUGGGGAUGCUUAAAUUACCUGGCAGGAUUUGGGGGUUGCGUGAGCUAUGAACAAAAGGGCCUGGCCAAGAGGACGUGCUGUUAAAUAAAUGGGAUAUUCCUCCAUGGUCUUUGAAUACCAGCAGGCUGGGGGAAUCAGGCCACAUCUCACCACUGGAGGUGCUUACAGGAUGUGGACACUUUUCCUACACUGAAGAACCACUGUAGUUCACCUGGUGGUCUAAUCUCAACUUGCACUGGCAGGAAAAGCUUUAAGGGCCCAGGCAAGGAAGUUGCACAGAAAUGUGAAGAAAUGGGCCCCAAACCAUGAAGCUCUGAAAGUGACAGAACAAGGAUUUGAAGCCAGCACCCUGGUUCCUGAUCCCCUUACAAAGCCUUGAUUUACAUUGUCCUGUUUAUCCUAAGGGUUGUUUUUUUUUUUUUUUUUUAAGAUUUUAUGUAUUUAUUCAUGAAAGAUAGGCAGAGGGAGAAGCAGGCUCCAUGCAGGCUCCAUGCAGGGAGCCCGAUGUAGGACUUCAUCCCAGACCCCGGGAUCAGUGCCUGAGCCAAAAGCAGACGCUCAACCACUGAGCCACCCAGGUGUCCCUAUCCUGAGGGUUUUUAUCAUGGAAAUUUGUACUGUGGCCUCUACAGCCUUUCUCCCCUGCUGGUUAAAGGUGACUUUCCUGUCUCAUCUCUCAUCAGGAAAAAUGGUCACCAAGCAGACCUUUCUAGAACUUCCAGAGGAGACCCUUUCAGCUAACUGAAAAGGAAAGAGACACCCAAUGUAUCAGAUUUGGUGGGAAUGGGGUGGAAGGGUCAAGUGUUACAGAGCCCUCGGAGGGCCCAGCUGGGGACAGCUUACCUUAGGAAGCAGAGAGAACAGACUGGGCAGCCAGCUGUGAGUUCAAAUGCUGUCCUACCACUUUAGCAGAGGGGCCUUGACCAAGUGAUUUCACAUCUCUGUCCUCAAGUUCUCUAUUUUUUUUUUUUAAGAUUUUAUUUAUUUAUUCAUGAGACACAGGCAGAGGGAGAAGCAGGCUCCACUCAGGGAGCCCGACGUGGGAUUUGAUCCCAGGCUCCAGGAUCAUGCCCUGGACUGAAGGCGGCACUAAACCCCUGAGCCCCCGGGGCUGCCCCCAAGUUCUCUAUUAAAUGGAGAUAUUAACAUGUAGCUUACAGCAUUGCUUUGAUAAGGAAAGGAAAAUAAAGUCUGCAAAAUGUGAAGCCCAACAAGAGUAUAUAGUAAGUUUUAUUUUAUUUUUGGUGAUAAUGAUCUUUAUUAUUUACUGCAUUUGACAGAAAUUAACCUUUUAAAAAUUUACCUGUGACACUUUUACUCAAUUUUAAUUAUGGGGGCGCCAGGGUGGCUCAGUUGGUUGAGUGCCUGCCUUCUGCUCAGGUCAUGAUCCCAGGAUCUUGGGUUCAAGCCCCGCAUCAGGCUCCCUGCUCAGAGGGGAGCCUGCUUCUCCCUCUCCCUCUGUCUGCCACUCCUCUUGCCCAUGCUCUUUCUGUCAAAUAAAUAAAUAAAAUCUUUUAAAAAAAAUUUUUUAAUUAUGACAUGUACAAUGUACUGUAACUUAACCUCCAUAUUUUGUCAAAAUACUGUCCUCAUUCUUUGAUCACAUCCCAUGCUGCACACACACUCCCAUACACCCACAGCUAGAGCAGAUACUCCAUCAGAGGGACAUGGAAUAAGAGGUCUGCUCAAAAUCUCAGGAAAGGUGAAUGCACUAACUUUUUUUAAAAGCCUCACUACAAAAUCAAAAAAGAUUGAUCCAAAGAGUUGAGCCAUUCUACUCAUUACAUUCUGACCUACAGUACAGUCCUUAGGGAAAUGGACACAGGCCGAUAAAUUACAGGUGCAUCAGAGGGCAGCAUUUCAUGAAGGAGGCUGUGCUGCUUACCUAUCAGAAACUAGCUAGGAAGGGUCUCCAUUUCCAG